AUGAGAUUUGCAAGUUUGGGUACGGCAUUUUUGGGAGGACUUUCGUUCGCGCUGGGCCAUCGAAACGAUCUGGAAGAUCCCGAUGAGGAGUUGUCCCACUAUAUGGGACCUGAAGAAGCUGCUAGGGUGGCCCGAGGAAUGGCAGCCUUUGAACGUACUCUUCACGCUAACACCAUUGACCGUUAUUCAGGCUCUCCAGUUUCGUUCAUCGAAUACUUUGUAGGGUCAGACGCUUGCCACGGCUUUGAGACCUCCAACAAUGGCAGCAUCAUUUUGCUGCUUCUUAACAUGAGCUCAACGUUCCAGAACUGGCAAAACGACUCCAAGUUCUCGGUGUCGAUCGAGGGAACGAGACAUUGGGAAAUGCACAAGCCUGCAAUGGCCUCACCACGGGCCAAUUAUUUCGGAGAACUGAAGGCUCUGGAGCCAUCCAAAGCUCUAGAACACUGUUUUUUGAAACGCCAUCCCGACGCCCGCUGGUGGAUUCCUGGCGGGAAACAUGACCAGGUCCACGACGGCCAAUGGUUUGAAUUCGACGUCAGCGAAGUGCACUUUAUCGGCGGAUUUGGGAACUCUGCGUAUAUCGGGCCUAUCAGCGGUGAGGACUACCAUGGAGCCUUCAACCAUUCGGCUCCCCGUCAUCCGCCACACCAUCCGCCCCACAGCUCAUUGGAAGAAGAACUAGAAGACAGUGGAAACCCCGAAAAGUUUGAAUUUACCCACCACGGGCCUGAGGGGCGUAAAAUUCUAUCACCAAGCUUUCUAGAUCACGAUGAGGCCUACUUCCAAGCUACUGACGAUACCAAGGAGCUUCCUAUCAACGCAGAAGAUGAUCACACUGAUACGUCGCGCAAGAUGCACAACAGGAAGAAAACGAAUCCAAGAAAGAAAUGCGGCUCCAUGAAAAUAGCCUUGGACUUCUCGCCCUAG
This is a messenger RNA of Lachancea sp. 'fantastica', 930 nucleotides long. NCBI's taxonomy places the organism in Eukaryota, Fungi, Ascomycota, Saccharomycetes, Saccharomycetales, Saccharomycetaceae. The record is from the annotation of a GenBank genome assembly.